AUGGCUACAGCUCCACAACGACCGGGCUUGGGAAGUCGAACUUCUUCAGCUCCGGGGGGCCUUUAUAAACUCGAUCUGGUGCGGAACCCAGGAUCUGGGACGAAAUCCGAACACACAUUGGUAGAGGAGGAUGAGGGGUCGCCAAUUGCAGGCGAGCCGAUCAAGCGGACAGGAUUUCAUCAGGAGAAGGAAUCUUCCAAGGGCGGUUUCCCCGAAGUGACGAUUGCAGUCGUCGGCGAAGAAAAUGCCGGCAAGACCAGCUUCGUCAAAUGUGCGCUGGAUAUGAAGAAUCCCCCUUCCUCCGCUAUGAACAAGAAGAAAAUGUCCUUGGACGGAUCGGUCUAUAUUGUGCAUUUGAUGGAAGUCGACUUGACCCAGAUUCAACUCGACCAGGACAAGAAGAUCAUCUGGCCGCGUGCAGGACGCGAUAAGACCCCAGUCAUUGACGCGGUUCUGGUUCUACACGAUGCCACCAAGCCGGAUCGACUUUCUUUAACGACGAACCUCAUUUACUCAUUGGCAGCCUCGGAUCUUCCUUUCUUGCAAGUUGCCUGCAAAUGCGAUGUCAACCCUGAACCCUUGGAAGAUACCAAAGUGGAUGCGAUCCAUGACCGAUACGAGAUCUACCGAACUUCAUUUUCAUCACCUCGAUCUCAACGCAUGUGUAUAGCGUUAGUUUUGGGGGCAGUGAUUUCUACUCGAGAAGAUCUCUCGAAUAUUCCUUCACAUUCACCUAAAACUAUUCAAAAUUGGCAUACCCGUGCCAACUCGGAAAACCCCUCAGCCGUGUUUACAGGCCAAACGGCCUCAGAUCGAUGUGUCGACGGGGAUGGUGAGAACCGUCCAACCGACGGAGACCAUUUACAGCAUACGGUCAAUUCCCACCGUUAUGCCCGCAGUAACUCGCAACCGGUGCGACCGCAAACUCCGCCAUCUGGAGCGCGUUUAAAUACCCGCAGGCCGUCAGUACAAGAAGAUUCCCCAAAUCACGAUAGCCGUCAGCAACGAUUGCAUACCGCCUGGCGACACAGUGGAGGAUCAGACGCCUUCAACAGUUUCUUAAACAUGGACGACGAGGUAGAUGAUGGACACAGCCGGCCCCCAAGCCCUAGCGCAGUUGUGCGGCCAAAGCCGAGCAGCGAGAGCAACUCGAGUGCAGAGACCGGUCUAUCCUUCGAUGAGCUAGUCGAUCGUUUGAUUUCCUUGCCGCUUUCGAAACAGGAUCAAAAGUUCCGUUCUAUAUUCCUAUGCCUGUACCGAAAGUUUGCCGCUCCCGCGAGUCUCCUAACUGCCUUGAUAAGCCGGUUCGAGCGAAAUGAGAUGGGCAACGACGAUCAGCUGGCCCGCAUGGCGGAUCAACUGCGAUUGCUUGAUGUCAUGGCUCAAUGGGCCUCGGAUUAUCCUGGAGAUUUCGCUCAUCCCAACCUUCGCAAACGAAUUAUUGAAUUUGUCGCGAUACUCGAAAAGAGCCAUUUCUACAUGUUUGCUGCCAAGGAGAUCGGAUCGCAAUUAGAUUCGAAUGCAGAAGAUGAUGAUAUUGGUUGGGCAUAUGGAGGUGAUGGUGAUUCCGAUGAACCCCAACUGGUUGAGACAUUCUUCGACAACUCCGGCCGAAGUUCUCCAGCAGCAGUUCACGCUGGUGCUGACUCCGGAACCACCACAUAUGACACCGAAGAAGAACAAGAUCCCAUCUAUAGUAUGAGUGCGCUGGACCUCAGUACUGGGCCACAUGAUUCGACCUCACGACUCUCGGGCACUCUUUCAGUCUCAUCGAAUACCGACAAAUCCAACAGCAUCACCAACCAGUCAUUCACAUUGUUGAGCCUGGAAGCAGCCCAAAAAGAAGCUUUGCGUCUUGAAUUAACUAAUAAAAUAUCACUUGGCAAACUCCAGUGGCGGGUCUUCAUGGAUACCCCAGAAGAGGAGUUCGCCCGAGAACUGACUCGAAUUGACUGGAUCAUGUACAAUUCAUUCCGGCCACGUGAUCUUGUGCGUCAUGUCAGCAUCUCGGGCAUAGACAAGGAUAAGAUCAAGAGCUUGACGAAUGUCAAUCGGAUGAUCAAGCAGUUCAAUCAUCUGGCCUUCUUCGUGGCUAGCCUGAUCCUCUUGCGCGAUAAGCCUAAGCAUAGAGCGCAGGCGCUAGAGAAGUUCAUGAACAUCGCAGUGAAACUCCGACGCCAAAACAAUUACAACUCCUUGGGUGCCGUGAUUGCCGCCAUCAACGGCACCCCUGUCCACCGCCUCACGCAGACUCGAGACCUGAUCCCCAUCCCAGCUCAGAAAGAGUUUAUGCGUUUAGUCAUCCUCAUGAGUACCCAACGAAGCCACUUUGCUUAUCGACUUGCCUGGGAGAAUUCGUUCUCCGAGCGAAUCCCAUUCCUACCUCUCCACCGUCGCGACUUGGUCUCCGCCGAAGAAGGCAACAAGACAUUUGUCGGCGAGAACAAAUCUCGCAUCAACUGGAAGAAAUUCGAGGUCAUGGGUGAAGUUGUUCUCGGCAUCCAACGAAGCCAGAAGACUCCUCAUCCGCAGGCUCAGAAGUUUGAUGAUGUCGAGCGACUGAUCCUGGACUCGAAACUCUCUGGAGACGAAGAGUGCGGCUAUAUAGCGGAUGCCGCAUACAUUUCAAAUCACGUGAAGUUUAUCCACCCGGCUAUCCUAACCUCCGCCCAGCUUCAAGAGACCAAGACAAAAUCACUUCCACUCCCCCGGUUCCAACCAUCCACAAAAAUGUCCGCCCCCAUCCAAGCGCGCACAACCUACCGCGCUCUCCUCCGCGAACUCCCACGCCGCAACCUCAAAACCCCAUCCCCACUCCACCAAAAUCUUCGCGCAAUCUUCCGUUCAGCACCAGCGACUUCUUCGUUGGAACCGGGUUCAAAAUCCAACGCCCUCCCCUUCUCAAUCCCCAAAACAGAUGAAGAACGCACCCUCCGUCUCCAAGAAGCAGAACAGCUCGCUCAGUAUGCCCGCGCCCAGCGUGUCUACUCUGACCUCCUAGAGCGCUAUAAUCCUGGCAUGGGUAUGGACGAGGAAGAGAAGAUUCGCCUCACGGCUAGACGGGUUGGGUUUGAUUUGCCUGAGUUGCAUACUGCUGAGGGGAAGGAAUAG
Molecule: messenger RNA, 3111 nt
Organism: Penicillium griseofulvum
Lineage: Eukaryota; Fungi; Ascomycota; Eurotiomycetes; Eurotiales; Aspergillaceae
Product: putative Ras guanyl-nucleotide exchange factor RasGEF
Exons: 7
Coding region: 1-3111 (1036 amino acids)
Biological process (GO): Ras protein signal transduction; positive regulation of GTPase activity
Cellular component (GO): plasma membrane
Molecular function (GO): guanyl-nucleotide exchange factor activity
Source: RefSeq, a predicted model, not a curated record